Pseudogymnoascus destructans is the source of this 489-nucleotide messenger RNA. RefSeq lists its product as uncharacterized. The record is from RefSeq and is a predicted model, not a curated record. NCBI's taxonomy places the organism in Eukaryota, Fungi, Ascomycota, Leotiomycetes, Thelebolales, Thelebolaceae. The transcript has 4 exons. The coding region runs from base 1 to 489 and encodes 162 amino acids.
AUGCACGCCUCCUUCUUCUUCGUUGCCAUCGCGGCUUUCGCACGCGUCGCCCUUGCCACGCCACCUGCUUGCUUGAUUGCUGCCCUUGGCGAGCAAUCCAACCCAGCCGAUAUCCCAACCCUCUGCAAGUCCGGCCUCGACGCCUUCUACGGCAACAUCACCGAGAAGUGCAGCGGCGACAACAAGGCCGCGGCCGUCAAGAUCUACUCCUCUACCUGCCUUGCUAGCGGUGUCACCAUCACUCUCCCAACCUCCACCUCCAUGACUUCCGCCCCAACCCAGACUGGAUCCAAGUCUGACUCGGGCUCUGGUUCCGAUUCUUACUCUGGCUCCAGCACUGCUCCCGCUGUGAUUAAUGCCGCCGCCACCAAAACUGGAGGCGCCGCAUCGCCCACUGCGACCGGUGCCGGUUUCAGCUUGAAGGCCGGCUCCAGCGUUCUCCUUGGAUCAGUCGUCGUCCUUUCCGGCCUCGCCAGCCAGCUGCUAUAA